GUGGGAAUCACGCCGAAGUCGACGACUUGGUCGAGAUGAACAAGCAGUUCCAGCCUGCCCCUUUGGAAGUGAUAAAUAUUUCGCAAACUGCCAGCAAAACUGGUGGAAGGAUGGCGAAAGAUUUCAAAUUCGCUCGCAUUCUCGACGCCACUCGACACGUUCUCGAUUUCUCGCGGAAAGUCCCGCAUCCUGCUCACACAUGGCCCUUCAAACUGGAUCCUUUCCAGGAACAAGCCGUCCUGUGUCUUGAAGCUCAUUCGUCAGUCCUGGUCGCUGCCCACACUUCAGCUGGUAAAACAGUCGUCGCCGAAUACGCCAUUGCCCUAUCACUGCGACAUCUAGCGAGAGUGAUCUACACUAGUCCCGUGAAGGCGCUCAGCAAUCAGAAAUUCAGGGAUUUCAAAGAAACCUUCGGGGACGUUGGAUUACUGACGGGUGACGUUCAGCUGAAUCAAACUGCGUCGUGCCUUGUCAUGACCACGGAGAUUCUUCGGUCUAUGCUUUACAAUGGCUCCGAUGUUGUUCGAGAAUUGGAAUGGGUCGUUUUCGACGAAGUUCACUACAUUAAUGACCAGGAAAGAGGCGUAGUUUGGGAAGAGAUCUUGAUUCUUCUGCCGGAUCACGUUGGACUCGUAUUGCUGUCUGCAACUGUGCCGAAUGCCGUUGAGUUGGCCGACUGGAUCGGGACUAUAAAGAAACGAAAAAUUAACGUUGUUUACACCGACAAGAGGCCGGUGCCAUUGGAGCACUAUUUGUGGACGAACACGAGUACGCAAGUUCAGCCCAGUGGGAAAAAAACUGCCAACUGUGAUCAGUUCCUGAUUGUCGAUGCGAAGUCCACUUUCCUCAACUUCAAUUACGUGAAUGCUCAAAAAGCCAAGAAGAAUGACAAGGAGAAGGAAAAUUCGGACAAGUCUCGGAAUCAGCAACCUGGGCAACAGCGGAACAACCAGAAUCGCCCAGGCGGGAAUAACAACCCCAGCCAUCAGCAUUACCAACGACGAAACCAGCGGCAUCAGGGUGGUCAUCAGGCGAGUUUGCCAAUGAAAGAAGAACGACUGCUGUACACGAAUUUGGUGCGGAACCUGGAAGCCCGAGACAAAUUGCCGGUAAUUGUGUUCACCUUGAGUCGUCAGCGUUGUGAUCAGAAUGCUGCGAAUCUUCCGGAAUCCUUGGACUUGCUCACGGCUGCCGAGUCACGAGAAAGCGUCAGGUCUUGCCUGACGAGACUCACUGGCUCGGACCGGAACCUGCCCCAAAUCAAAUCCAUGGAAGAACUGCUGAAACGCGGGAUCGGCGUCCAUCAUUCGGGGAUUCUGCCGAUCGUCAAAGAAAUCGUCGAGCUCCUGUUCGGUCGCGGGCUCGUGAAAUUGCUCUUCGCCACCGAAACCUUCGCCAUGGGCGUGAACAUGCCCGCGAGAACAGUGGUGUUUGACAGCAUCCGGAAGCACGACGGAACCCAGUUUCGGGACUUGUUGCCGUCGGAAUACACGCAGAUGGCGGGACGAGCCGGGAGACGAGGCCUGGAUGCCACGGGGCACGUGAUCGUGUUGUGCAAAACGGAUGUGUGGGAGUCGGGGGUCUUGCAAAACAUGAUGCUUGGCAGAGCGACGCAGUUGGAGUCCAAAUUCCGUGUUACCUAUGCCAUGAUCUUGAAUUUGAAGCGUGUUCAGUCGGUCCGUGUGGUGGACAUGAUGAAGCGGUCUUUUGGCUCAGCCGGGAUCGUGGGUCGCGAAGUCGAGCAUCGUGAAAAACUCGCCAAGUUGACGAAAUCCUGGGAAGACUACCCUGAACUUCAGUGUCAAGACUGUUCUGGUAAAUUACCCAGGUUAUUCUCCACUCUCGACGACUACUGGAAAACCUGGACCGAGGACCUGGCUCUCACAGUGCUCCGUUGCGCGUUCGGGAGCAAGUUCAUUCACGUCGGUCGCAUCGUUGCCUUGCGACCCCCGAAAACGGAUCCCUGUUGGCGCACGUGUGUCGGUGGUGCGAUCCCCGCUGUGAUCCUCGCUGUGCCCAGCACAGGCAACAAAGUCGACUUGACUGUGUUCUACUGCACUGCUGCUGGGACGAGUGAGGCGGGAACGACGACUAGUGCCGCCGUUGAGUUAUUGGAGGCGAAGCGUUUCUUGUCGCCCAGUGUGGAUUUGUGGUUCCCCGUGUCGCCGUUUCAACCGGACUGGACCAACUUUGUGGUUCGGGAAGUGGCGCCGUAUGAAGUGGUGGGCGUGUCGAAGGUGUUUAUGCGUGUGGACCGACCCGACUUGGUGAUUGGCGAGUGGAAGAAGAAUAAGCUGAAGGUGUCGCCCAUGGCUGACGAUCUCGUCAGGUUUUUGCGAAGUUUGAAUGCUGGGAAUCAUUGGUGCGACCCAGUGCGGGAUUACUAUUCAUCCCUGCUUCUUGACGACUCGUAUGUUAGACUCCAGCACCUGAAGUCGGAACUUGGCCAGAACACAUCCGCCAAUUGCCCCGUGUUUUUCGACCACUUCAUGCACUUUUUCAAAGGGAAGCAGAUUGAAAAGGAGAAGGAGUGUUUGGAGUUGCUGCUUUCGGAAGAGUCGCUGUCUGUUUACCCCGAGUAUCAAGCGAAACUCGAGGUUUUGUGUCGCCUCGGAUACUUGAACCAGCAGGAGGAAGUGAAGCUGAAGGGUCGAGUUGCUUGUGCCAUUUUUCAGCACGAACUCAUGCUGACUGAGAUUCUUUUCGAAAAUUUGCUCGGGGACUUUCAGCCGGCGGAAAUUGCUGCCUUGUUGUCCUGCUUGGUGUUUCAAGGGAAGGAGGACAAGAAUUUGAAGGGCUUGACGCCGAAGCUUCAAGAAGGCGAGUUCAGCUGUGACCUGAUCAAAGACCUGGCAAAGCGAAUCGGCCAAGUGCAAUUGGAAAGCGGCCUGACCCACGAAGGCCCCUCUGUGUAUCCGGAACAGUUCAAGUUCGGUCUCGUGCCGGUCGUGUACCAAUGGGCUCGCGGUGUUCCUUUCGCCGACAUUGCGACGAUGACUAGCAUGCAGGAAGGGAUCGUUGUCCGAAACAUUCAGCGAUUGGACGAGGUCCUGCGAGAUUGUCAGGGUGCUGCGAAAACUCUGGGCGACCCGAAGCUGAUGGAGAAGAUGGUGGAAGCUUCGUUGCUCGUUCGGAGGGACAUUGUGUUUGCUGCGAGUUUGUACACGCAGGACAAAUUGUCUGCGAGUAAUUUUUGUCAUUCCCGUCGUUCCAAGGCAAUGACGUUGUUGUGCUCGAAAUGCUCGACGUCGGCAUUUGCGACGUCCGCGCGGUUUUUCUCCGCCAGUCGCUGCGCAGCGAAAUACGCCUACGAAGAACACUUGAAUGACGCGAAAGUGCGGGAAUUGUAUGAAGGCGUGAUGCGAGGCAGUCGGGGCCAUCUGGCCCAGGCCAUCACGUUGGUGGAAAGCGUGCAUCCGGUGAAGAAAAUCCAAGCUCAGAGUUUGCUCACUUUGGUUCUGCGAUCCUUUAGAGACAAGGAGGAGGUUCAAGGGGUGCCUCAGACUUUCAGAAUCGGAUUGUCGGGUCCCCCUGGAGCCGGAAAAUCCACCUUCAUUGAAUCUUUCGGGAAGAUGCUGACCAAUAGCGGAGAACACGUCGCCGUUUUAGCCGUGGAUCCUUCUUCAACCCGAACCGGAGGUUCUCUUCUCGGCGACAAAACCCGGAUGCCGGAACUGACCCGGGAUCUCCGUGCGUACAUCCGGCCUUCGCCCACCGGUGGGAAGUUGGGUGGGGUUGCGAGAAACACCCAAGACUCGUUGUACCUGUGCGAAGCUGCUGGCUACAAAACAGUGCUAGUGGAAACCGUGGGUGUUGGGCAGUCGGAAUUGGCAGUGGCUGACAUGGUGGACUGUUUUGUGCUUUUGGCGCCUCCGGGGGCCGGGGAUGAGUUGCAAGGCAUGAAGAAGGGCAUCAUGGAACGGUGUCAUCUCGUGGUUGUGACGAAGGCGGACGGGGAUUUGCUUCCGGCUUCCAGGAGGAUGCAGUACGACAUUAUGUCUGCCCUGAAGUACAUGCGGCCUUUGUCGCCCAACUGGAGAACGAGGGUGUUGAGAAUAUCAGCUCACACCGGUGAAGGAUUGGACGAUCUGAAACUCGCUCUCGACGAGUAUCGGAAAAUAAUGAACGAGCACGGAGAAUUGGCGAGUGUUCGCGAAAGUCAGCACACCACGUGGAUGUGGAGCUACAUUGAAGACAACAUUCUUGAAAGAUUUCGGAGCCACGAAAAAGUCGGAUUGGCACUUCCUGAAAUCUCGAGACGAGUUCGGCAUGGGCUCAUCACCCCGGGUGCAGCCGCAGAAGUGCUCCUCGAGGAAUUCUCUGCGCAAUCCUGAUUUUCGUAUUUGUUUGGAAUCUUGCUUUUUUUGAUGCUGAAAUAAUUGGAUGGUGCCGUGGUUUUAAUGUCAUUUCUAAAGCCAGUGCUGAAGUGAUGGGCAGUGGAAUCAAAACGAGUGCAAUCCUGAUUUUUACGUUGAAGUUCCCGGUCGGUUUGAUACCUUUGCCGAAUGGCGACAAUGAAUCGUGAUCCGAUGUAACUAACCUCGUGUCUCUAAUUGUUUUCAUUCAAAUAUUUAGUCUAUUUCCGCGUUUUGACGUUUUGGGAAAGUCGAUUGAUGAAUUGGAAUUUAAUCGUUGAAGAAUCUAUUUAAUUUCUUUGUUUUCGAGAGGAAUAACUGAGUAAAGACUGUUUUUGAAACCCACUCAAAACA
Notodromas monacha is the source of this 4709-nucleotide messenger RNA. The record is from the annotation of a GenBank genome assembly. Lineage: Eukaryota; Metazoa; Arthropoda; Ostracoda; Podocopida; Cyprididae.